Sturnus vulgaris (Common starling) is the source of this 5009-nucleotide messenger RNA. Lineage: Eukaryota; Metazoa; Chordata; Aves; Passeriformes; Sturnidae. The record is from RefSeq and is a predicted model, not a curated record.
GUCUCUUGUUACACUUGAAGCUAAAACAAAUUUAAGAGGUUAAAGUCACAGCAAACUUAGUGAGGUAGAGGUUUUAGUUCUAUUUUAAAAUGGCUCUUUGCAUGUUGGAUUACAAUUCAUUCUUUUCAGGAAGAUCAGUAUGCAUGUGGAUGGUGUUCUCUCACUAAGUUUAUCAGAAAAUAAAAUGUGCAAAACCAAAUGUAAUACUGAAAUCUUGAAACAAGAAUGAAAAUAAAAGGGAAAAGAGAAUCUCACUGAUUUUCUGAAUAAGCAGGUUGCAGCACUAUGGGAGGGCUGUGGUGGAUCUGCUGGCUGGACAUGGGCUAUAUGGAAGAGCUCCCAGAUGUGCUUACAUGUGCUCUGACUCGAUUUCUUCCUUCUCACUACUUUAUUCACACGAUUGAUCGUUUCAGCAGUAGGAGGGCUUUGUCUGAAUACUGUUAAGAUUGUGGCUGCAUACAGAGCAGGAGGCACUGAACAAGCAACAGAUGUCAAGCAGAUUUCAGUAGGAAGUCUGGUCUCAUUUUUUCAGGGCUCACAGGCAAGGAGGUUACAUGGUAAGGAUGGGAGGAGUGUAUGUUUGAAGAACUGCUGCUGCAACUCUGAUUUGACCUAUUCCAGAGCUAUAGCAUGCUACUUCUGUAGCAGAGUUGCACACAGUGUGAUGAAAUGGAGAUCGCUGUGAGUCAGGAAGACAAUAAAUUAUAACUGUGUAGCUAUGACAGCUCAGUAGGACCACCUAUGGAUGCAAAAAGCAUUACAUACUUUUAAGAACCCUUGACAUGAGAUAAUUUUUUACCAGUUCAAUGAAAACUUAGUCAAAUGAGCACAUAAAGCUUGGAGAGGAAAAUAUUUCUUUUAUACAGGAGAUAAAACUGCACAGACAAAUGUGUGCUGUCAGCAGAACAAAUUUUAUUUCAAAUGCAGAGCUUUAAGAUUGAAAAUAUAAUCUGUGAGAGUGAAAAUUUUUUUAGGAAGACUUUUCUGUAUAGACAAGCUUUUCAGUAAAGUGUUUAUUAACACACAAAAAUAGCUUUCUGUUUAAAAUACACAGUAUCAAAUUAGAAGCAAAAUUACCAUCAUCAGUGGAGAUUAUAUGCAGCGGUAGGAAUUACCUUGUGUUUUUGUAGUGGAUCUUUCCACAUUAAAAGAUUAAUCUCCCCUCUAAUUUUAGAAUAUAUUCAUUUUAGGUGGACAAGUCUCCAUUUUUCAGAUAGUUCAAAAGUCAUGCAGUAAAAGAUAUUCUGGACCUAAAAUAUGAACAAUAAUACAUGAAUUCUAAUAUCAUAGCACUGUGGUUAUUUUGUAAUGCAUGUAUGAUAAUCAUAACUCUUGGGAGAAGUAUUUUAUACUUUCAUUGCGUACUGGAGCUUUUGUGUAGAUUUUUGUGGGUCAGUCUCAUUAGUCCAAAUAAGCUACUUGAAAUACUUACAGGAUAAACAAAACACUUUCUAAAAACACAAAAAUUCAAUAUUUGGAACCCCCAGAAGUUGAAGAGUUAAUGGUGGGGUUGCACUGGAUUCAAGUUAUUCGCAGAUGUUACUGCAACCAGCUGCUGAUUUUUCUCCCAUCCUGUCAGGGAACUCUGCCAGUCAUGAUUCAUGGAACGAUUUUUUUGCGCUGAGUAAUCUGUGGUUUUUCUUUUUUCCGCUUCCCUCUCCCUUAUUUUUAUCCUGAACUAAAGCAGUGUUCAUUCCAGCUAAAAGGAGGAGAAGCUUCUAAAGCAUUAAUACAAAACAUUAAAUACACUGGGUUCUGGGUGGAGGAGUUGUAACAAGCACUAAACUUAAGUAAUUUUACUUGGUUUUAGGGAGUCUAGUCCAGUGUAGGAAAACAGUUUUAGAACAGAAUCAGCUUUUGAUUUUGCUAGUCAUGUGGUUUCACAGUGCUCUUAAGACUUCUGUACUAGUAUUGCUAAAGAACAUCCAACUUCUGUGCUGAUAUUAUACUUCCUUUCUCACAGAUCGCUCAGAAAGAAAUAAACCAGACUGCCGCUCUUCAGGCCAAGGACCUUUGUCAUCCAUAAGAGCAGCAAUCAAGAGAUCACUCAUGAAUAGUGCACAUCCAAAAUGCCCUGUCGAAGAGCUUCUCGGACCUCUAGCCAUAGUGAUCAACAGAGGGAUAGAAGGCGUCCUGAAAUUACAAUAGUUGCUGCUGAACCCCUCCGGCCAUCCUCCUGGUUUCCAGGUGCAAGUCCUGUCACUCCUCAAGGAUUAGGAUUCCCCUCUGUUUCAUCUCAUGCUCAGUGGAGGAGAAAUGAGCAUUUUCCAGCUGAGCUUCCGCCAUCGUAUGAGCAGGUGAUAAAAGAAAUCAGUCGAGUGCAAGUCAAUACAACAAAUAACAAUAAUGCUGCUGCUUCUAGACAAACCACUACUUCUGCAACACAGACUGACUUUCCAGAGGAACUAAUCAGCCAUUUGCCAGGAAGUAAUGUAAAAACUAGUGUGCCUACAUACUGGGGAUCAAGCUGUCAAGCAGGGCAGAGUCCUCUUAAACCUCCUAGGCCUCCUGCAUCUCUUCUGAGUAACUCUCCUGCAGAAUAUGAGAAUUCUUUAAUAGUCUUGGAAAAUCAUGAAGGUCAGAGAUGCCAAGAAAAUCCCAGUGCUGUGAUGUGUCCUGUGCCAAAGCCGAGAUCAAGAAUCAAUCUCAGACCAGUGGUCAAAAGUACUGAAAGUAAGAUAGACAGUGUUGAAGAAGUGAACCAGUCUACUGCAAAACAGCAUCAACCUCCAAUUCAGCAGUCACCUCUUCUAGAUGAAGACAGCUUACUAGACAAUCACUUGGUGAUGGACAGCAUGAGUACAGAAAGGAGUCAAAAUAGUAUUGUUUCAAGGAUCAAAGUUUUUGAAUCCCAAGGCACUAAUGAUAUCUCAGGAUCAUCCAAAAAGCCAGAAAUUGCCCCUCGUUCAUUUGUCCCAAGACCUGUUACUGCAAAGAAAUCAAUGAUUGUUCCAAAGCCAGGGGUAGGCAGAAUUUCAGAAGAGUGGGAAGCAUGGACUGAAAGCAAAUCAACACCUUCCAAGGAACUGCAGCCUCAGCCUGAAAUAGUUGGGAGCAGUGUUGUAACCAAACCUGAACUGCCAAAGAAGCCAAAGCCUGGACUUCUUAAAAGUAGCAGUAGUGAUUUUCUUGAUACAAAGAGUAGAUCAGUUGCAGAAAGCAGCGAUGGACAGAAGAGAUUUCCUGUUCCUGCUCCAAGACCUCUUGUUCCUAAAAAGUCAUGUUACUCAGAAGAUCCUGUCCUUUCUUUGGCCUCACUAAAACCAGUUGCUGCUCCUCCACGGCCUUCUCUGUCUGCCCAAGAAAAUGUUUUAAUGUCUCAGGGGGAAUUGUCCCCUGCAGCCAACUCCUCGGCACCUGCUUUACAAAAUAAACUAGAUGUGGAAGGAGAUCUGAUCAGUUUUGAUGAGGAUGUUCUGCUGCUAAGUCCAGCUUCUGUAGUUAAAGAUGACAUCAGUUCUGAAGCUGCAGCAGAUCCAUUUCAGUUCCUUACCAAAAAUGAACCUGCCAAGAAACAGAUGGCUCAACCAGCUCUAGCUCGGAAACCCACUGUGAUCCGAAUCCCAGCUAAACCUGGGAAAUCUUUAAAUGUCAUCCCACAUGGCCCUCCAUCACUUCCUGCUGAAAAGCCUAUUGGGAACACAUCCAAUAUCACAGUGGGAAAACUCAACAGUGGUGACCUAGUGAAAAAAGGGGAGUUGAGUCACUCAGAACAGUGUGGAGUGCCUCAGCUAGAACCUCUACUACCCCCAAGGCCUGUGGAUGGAAAAAUUAUACCUGGUCGACCUCCCCCACCUAAAAGUGUUCCUGGAAGGCCACCUCCACCAAAAUUCUCUGCAGCCAAGACCUCCUCCCAGAAGGAUGUUCUUUCGCAAUCUAGUUCUGACAUUGCUGCUGAUAAAAAAAACAGCAAGUUCAGGUUGGGACCCAAGAGAGCAAAAAGUGCAGUCUUUAAAAAUCCAGAUCCAGCAUUACCUCCUCGACCUAAACCGGGUCAUCCUCUCUACAAUAAAUACAUGCUACCUGUGCCUCAUGGAGUUGCCAAGGAAGGUUGUCUUUCUGGGAACACUGGAGAACUGUCCUGUAAGGAUUCAAACCACCCUCCAAAAGUUUCUGACACAAGUGCACCUCAUGCUGUAGUCCUGCAUGAUUUUCCCGCAGAGCAUGCUGAUGACUUGGGCCUUCAUUCUGGAGACACUGUUUGUCUUUUGGAGAAAAUAGAUACCGAAUGGUAUAGAGGAAAAUGUGGGAAUCGCACAGGGAUAUUUCCUGCCAACUUUGUUAAAGUGGUUAUUGAUGUUCCAGAAGAAACCGACAAGAAAAAAAUACCCUCUUCAUCACAAUGUAUCAAAGGUCCAAGAUGUGUAGCACGAUUUGAAUACAUUGGCGAUCAGAAAGAUGAGCUCAGUUUUUCAGAAGGUGAAACUAUUAUCCUGAAAGAAUAUGUAAAUGAAGAGUGGGCCAAAGGAGAGCUCAGAGACACGUCUGGAAUUUUCCCCUUGAACUUUGUGGAAGUAAUUGAGGAUCUGCCUGGAACAGGUACAGAAACAGCACUGAAGAAUAAAGUAGAGGUUUCGUCUUCCCUUUCUCAGAACAACAGGCAUGCAGUAGAGUGGUGUGAAGCGCUUCAUGAUUUUACAGCAGAAACCAAAGAUGAUUUAUCCUUCAAAAAGGGAGACUACAUCCAAAUACUGGAACAAGUAGAUUUGGAGUGGUGUAGAGGAAGACUGAAUGGAAGGGAAGGAAUUUUCCCAGCAGUUUUUGUUCAGACCUGCUCAGCUAGGGUAGAGCUGUCACAGCCUGGAGGAGGGAAGAAAGGAAUAGCCAAAGCUCUUUAUGCUUUUCAUGGAGAAAAUGAAGAUGAGCUUUCCUUCAAAGCAGGUGACAUGAUAACAGAGCUGGAAUAUGUAGAUGAGGACUGGAUGAGUGGAGAGAUAGUAGGAAAGUCUGGGAUAUUUCCCAAGAGCUUUGUUCAGAUCUUAAAAACACCAUGAAGUGUUGCCUUUGUA